Adineta steineri is the source of this 1608-nucleotide messenger RNA. The record is from the annotation of a GenBank genome assembly. NCBI's taxonomy places the organism in Eukaryota, Metazoa, Rotifera, Eurotatoria, Adinetida, Adinetidae.
AUGACAACAUUACGAAAAGUAACACGAUAUACUAGUCGAUUACAUUGUACAAUGAUAUUAUUAAUUAUAGUCAUUUUAUUAAGUUUUAUUAGUUUUCGUUUAUAUGAAAAAAACAAUGAACAAUAUUUAACAAGUCAUUCUAGUCAAAUUAUCAUUCCCGAAAGCUUACCAUCAUCUUCUACGAAUUCAAAAGACAAAAAACUUAUUGAUCAAGUAUCUGAAGAAAUAUCGAUAUCAAAUCCAAAUUCAUUUUCUCGAUAUGCAAGUGAUAAUCAUCUUCGUUCAUUACUUCGUCAACAAGCAAAUUCACGUAAUCAAGUAAUUGCAACUAUAGUUGGUGGUGAUAGUUAUUCUUUAUUUAUUUGGGAUUGGUAUGAAAGAAUGUUUGAAGUAUCAAAUAAUACAAAUAAUUGUCAUUGUUUUGUUAUUGCUAUGGAUGAAAUUGCUGUUAUUUUAGCUGUUAAACAAGGUAUACCAGUCUAUUAUUCAACAUUUCCAUUUAAUCAUCAAUUAAAAUGGAUAAAUACAAUUGAAGUUCGACAACAUUCACUUUAUCGUGUUGGUCAUGCAAAAUUUGAUACGUCAGCUAGAAUUGUUCAAAUGGGAUAUUCAAUUAUGCUUAGUGAAUUAGAUGUUUUUUGGAAAGAAAAUCUUCUUAAUUAUUUAAAACAACCAAGCGAUGUAUAUGAUCUACAAAUAAGUCAUCAUUAUGGUGCUCAUCCACGUGUUAAUAUUGGCCUAUUUUAUGUUCGAUCAUCCAAGGCCUCUAUUGCAUUUUUCUCGUAUGUUGCUGAAUUUUGGAUGCGGCAUGGUAAAGGUGGUUAUCUUUCUGAUCAACGUGUACUUGAUGCUUUACUUAAUAAUUAUGAUCGAAUAGAUAAAACUUAUUUAAAAGCAAUGAAACCGUCAACACCAUUAUUAUUAAAUUGGACAACGUGUGAUUUUGGAAAUCAUUUUUCACAUUUUAUGACAGAUGGAAGUGCUUUUGUAUUAUUUAAUCAAGCAGCUAAAGUUGGAAAAAGAUCGAAAAAAUUUCAUGGUGACAAAAAAUCAAAAUAUUUUACAGUUCAAGUUAAUAAUGGGAAUAUGUCAAUUAGUCAAAGAAAUCUUCUUGUACGUGCUCUUCUUAUUCUUCAACAUACAAAAUUACAAAAUCGAACAUUAAUUUUACCGGCUUUUUCAUCUGAUUUAACUAUUACUCCAAUUGUCUAUCAACUUGAUAUUAAAAAAUUUUUUCUCUAUUGGAGUGAAGAACGUAUUCGUCUACCUGAUUAUCUUCUUUUAAAUAGUACAAAAUCUAUUCCGUCGACAUUUCUACCAUAUUCAUCCAAAAAAACAUAUACAGAUGUCAACGGAAUACUAAAUUUUACUUUAGAUUCAAUUCCACUUAAUGUACCAGCGCCUUAUCCACAAUUUGAAGUAUUUGUUCGGGAUUCUCUUCUAUGGUGCUCACCACCUACUGUUGGUGGUGUUUGGUGUUCUCAUCAUCCUAGAGAUUAUGGUGUAACAAUGGAAAUAUUAUUUUCUUGUCGAGGUGAUCCAUAUCCGCCUUGUGCUAAUAAAACCGAAAGAAAUGAACAAUUUCUUGAACGACCAUAUGAACAUUAA